CACUCGUUGCUUCCCAUCGGCCGUAUUGUAUGUCUAUGGAUUAUCAAGGGAAUUCUCUUAGAGAUUUUCUUAAAAACAAUGGUCAUGUGGUGCUUCAAAGAGUUAACAACUAUAAUUUGAGAUCUUUCACAGAAAAAGAGAGAGAACACAUUAUCAACGGAUAUAGCACGUUGCUGGGAAAGGGGGCAUUUGGUGAGGUUUACAAAGGGGCAUUAGAUGUUCAAUGUCUAGUGGCAGUAAAAAAAUACAAAGAUGGAACGAGGAAAGAAGACUUUGCCAAAGAGGUGAUAGUGCACUCUCAAAUAAACCACAAGAAUGUGGUGAGGCUUUUGGGUUGCUGCACCGAGGAAAAUACUCUGACUAUUGUUAUGGAGUUUAUUUGCAAUGGAAAUCUUAACAACAUCCUUCACUGCAGCAAUGCUAAUGGCAAUGUUCCACUCCCUUUGGAUAAGCGUUUGGACAUCACCAUUGAGUUAGCUGAAGUACUGUCAUGCAUGCAUUCAAUGUCUAGUCCUGUUCUUCAUGGGGACAUCAAACCUGCUAAUGUACUACUAGAUGAAAAUCUUGUGCCGAAGCUAUCAGAUUUUGGAAUAGCAAGGUUUCUUUCUACUAAUGAGGUCCAGCAAACCAGAAAUAUUGCUGGUUCCAUAGGUUACCUGGAUCCUUUGUUCAAUCAGACAGGACUUCUAACUCCUAAGAGUGAUGUAUAUAGCUUUGGAGUUGUUUUAGUGGAGAUGAUCACCAGAAAGAAAGUGGUAGAUGGGAAUACUAACCUUAUUCAAAAUUUCACCAACUCCCUCAAAAGAGAGAAAGUGGUGAGACAAAUGUUUGAUGAUGAAAUUGUGGAUGGAAAAAAGAAGAUAAAGGUUCUUGAAGAUAUUGCAAAGCUGGCAGCUGAAUGCUUGAGAUUGCAGGACAGACUGCAUCCAGAAAUGGUUGGCUUUCUCUCCCUCCUUUUCCUCCACUCUCCCGUUAACGAGAUCGAGUGCCAGCUCUGAUGAGGGAUGGAGAGAGGCCUCCACUAUCGUUCUGGACAGAGGCAUCCCAGAGGAAUGGUUGCUAUUAA
This is a messenger RNA of Panicum virgatum (switchgrass), 1066 nucleotides long. Its product is annotated as wall-associated receptor kinase 3-like. The transcript has a single exon. NCBI's taxonomy places the organism in Eukaryota, Viridiplantae, Streptophyta, Magnoliopsida, Poales, Poaceae. Gene Ontology annotation, molecular function: ATP binding; protein serine/threonine kinase activity. Gene Ontology annotation, cellular component: plasma membrane. The record is from RefSeq and is a predicted model, not a curated record. Gene Ontology annotation, biological process: cell surface receptor signaling pathway; protein phosphorylation. Bases 30 to 998 code for a protein of 322 amino acids.